Messenger RNA from Rhinocladiella mackenziei CBS 650.93, 363 nucleotides. RefSeq lists its product as uncharacterized. Bases 1 to 363 code for a protein of 120 amino acids. The transcript has a single exon. Lineage: Eukaryota; Fungi; Ascomycota; Eurotiomycetes; Chaetothyriales; Herpotrichiellaceae. The record is from RefSeq and is a predicted model, not a curated record.
AUGCAGGACACCAAACCAAGGCGAAUUGUUCUUCGUUUCCACGUAAACUACGAGCUCGAAGAAGCAGCUAUCAUCGAAAGAUUCUUUGCUAUAUCUGGUCUAAACCCUGCAGAUGAUUUUUACUCCCAUCUCAUGGCCCCAAAUGAAUCUCCAAUGAUGCACAUCGUCCUCGACAUGCAUUGCAAGACAGUUCCGUCGGUCGAACUUGAUAAGAUGGAGUAUGAAGUGUUCAAGGUUAAGAAGAAGGAUGAGUUGCAUGUUAACCCGUUCUCCAUGAAGGCGUGGACUAAACAUCUGUCAGUUACUUUCAGCAGCUGGAUGCCUCUGCACGCAAUUAUGCUCGCCAACGCUGCCGGGAUGUAA